This is a messenger RNA of Lolium perenne, 1164 nucleotides long. Its product is annotated as ubiquitin-ribosomal protein eL40z fusion protein. NCBI's taxonomy places the organism in Eukaryota, Viridiplantae, Streptophyta, Magnoliopsida, Poales, Poaceae. The record is from RefSeq and is a predicted model, not a curated record. Gene Ontology annotation, cellular component: ribosome. Gene Ontology annotation, biological process: translation. Gene Ontology annotation, molecular function: structural constituent of ribosome; protein binding.
UCUGUAGCCGUAGCGAUCACGUAUUCCCAUUACCGUGGCCUAAUAUGUUUUGUUUCGUAGCGGCCGCGUUUCCGUUCCCUCCGAUCGACCGCUAUAUAUAUGUGUACAUCCGCGGCGCUGCCCUGCGCUCACCCACCACACGGCACCACCGGUCCACCGCCACCCACGACGAUGCAGAUCUUCGUGAAGACCAUCACCGGGGCAACUCUCACGCUCGACGUCGAGAGCAGCGACACGGUCGACAGCGUCAAGGCCCAGAUCCAUGACAAGGGAGGAAUCAUCGUCACCUCCGACACCGACGACGACGACGGCGACCAGCAUCAGCUACCUUCUCUCGUCUACGCCGGGAAGGAGCUCGAGGCGGAGGACGGCCGAACGCUGGCCGACUACGGCAUCUGCAAGGAGUCGACGCUGCACCUCGCGCUCGGCCUCCGCGGCGGCCGCCGCGGCCGCAGCUACGGCUACUACCGGGGGGCCUGCUUCCCCUGGGCCAUCGAGCCCAGCCUCCGAGCCAUUGCGUUCGGCUACAGCAAGGACAAGAUGAUCUGCCGAAAGUGCUAUGCGCGCCUUCCUCCCAGGUCGACCAACUGCCGCAAGAAGAAGUGCGGCCGCAGCACCGACCUAAGGCGGAAGAAAUUGCGUGGACCAUGGUGAGGAACCUUUACCACGAGAAACUAGCGGGGACAUGCACACUACGUACCACGUACGAAGCCACCAGCCCCCAUAAGGACCCAUGGAUAGAUAAUUAGAUAUGUUUUCAUAGGCUUACUCUGCGCUAACGCAUGAUCUGCAUUUCUUGCUUGGCACACUAUAUAUGUGCAGAAUAGAUGGUGUAACAUUGUGUUUACAUAUUGUAUUUUCUAAGCCAUGAAGAAUUCUCUUGAGUAACGAAGCGUUCUUAGGGCUCCUUUGAUUCAUAGGAUUGACAUAAGAAUUGUGUAGGAUUUGAAUCCUAUGAAAAAAUUCCCUAUACAAGCUAUUUGAUUCAUAGGAACAUAUCCUAUAGGAAUUAUUCCUAUAGAAAUCUUGUAGUGCAAAUUCUAUAGGAAAAAAAGCAUUAGCUCAUACCUUAUAGAAAAAUUACUUUGCUACAAUCAAAGACACACCAUAUUCCUAUAGGAUUCAACUUACCAUGGCAUUCCAAUUCUACACCUUUCCUAUUCC